Messenger RNA from Pipistrellus nathusii (Nathusius's pipistrelle), 954 nucleotides. The record is from the annotation of a GenBank genome assembly. Lineage: Eukaryota; Metazoa; Chordata; Mammalia; Chiroptera; Vespertilionidae.
AUGGUGGUAAUGAGUAGCCUGAGGGUCAUUCUUCAGGCCUCUCUAUGCAAAUUUCUGUGGAGAAGAUGCCAAAUUCUGAGAUCCACACCAGUGAGGCCCUGCAGCCUCUACACCUGCACUUACAAAACCCGGAACCGAGCCUUACACCCUCUCUGGGAAAGAAUGGACCUGGCCCCGGGGGGCGAGCGCCAGUCGCCCAUCAACAUCCGGUGGAGGGAUAGUGUCUACGAUCCUGACUUAAAACCACUCACCAUCUCUUAUGACCCGACCACCUGCCUACACCUCUGGAAUAACGGAUACUCUUUCCUUGUGGAAUUUGAAGAUUCUACAGAUAAAUCAGUGAUCAAGGGGGGACCCCUGGAAGACAACUAUCGACUGAAGCAGUUCCAUUUUCACUGGGGGGCCAUCGAUGCCUGGGGCUCUGAGCAUACCGUGGACAGCAAAUGUUACCCAGCAGAGCUGCACCUGGUGCACUGGAAUUCAGUCAAAUUUGAAAACUUUGAGGAUGCAGUACUGGAAGAAAAUGGUUUGGCUGUGAUAGGAGUAUUUUUAAAGCUAGGGAGAAAUCAUAAAGAGCUACAAAAAUUGGUGGAUACGUUACCAUCAAUUAAGCAUAAGGAUACCAUAGUGGAAUUUGGGUCGUUCGACCCUGCCUGCCUGAUGCCCCCCUGCCCGGACUACUGGACCUACUCAGGAUCCCUGACUACCCCACCGCUCUCCGAGUCUGUCACCUGGAUCAUUAAGAAGCAGCCUGUAGAGGUUGAUCAUGAUCAGCUUGAGCAAUUUCGGACCCUGCUUUUCACUUCCGAGGGGGAGAAAGAGAAAAGAAUGGUGGACAACUUCCGCCCCCUGCAGCCCCUCAUGAACCGCACUGUCCGCUCAUCCUUCCGUCAUGAUUACAUCCUCAACAUACAAGCAAAAUCCAAGCCAUCGACCAGCCAAGCUAGCCCCUAA